This is a messenger RNA of Limanda limanda (common dab), 1176 nucleotides long. It is a transcript of the gene pdgfd, whose product is annotated as platelet derived growth factor d. Gene Ontology annotation, molecular function: growth factor activity; platelet-derived growth factor receptor binding. NCBI's taxonomy places the organism in Eukaryota, Metazoa, Chordata, Actinopteri, Pleuronectiformes, Pleuronectidae. Gene Ontology annotation, cellular component: membrane. The transcript is spliced from 7 exons. Bases 62 to 1174 code for a protein of 370 amino acids. Gene Ontology annotation, biological process: positive regulation of ERK1 and ERK2 cascade; positive regulation of cell migration; positive regulation of MAP kinase activity. The record is from RefSeq and is a predicted model, not a curated record.
UUUAUUUUUGAGUCACUGGGAGGUGAAGGCUUCUCUGAGGGUUUGGGAGUUUGUUGUCGCCAUGUGCGCGCCGCUGCUGCUCCAGAUGUGGAUGGUUUUACUGUUAGGGGCUUUGACCGGGGUCGCCAGGACUCAGGUCUCCACGGUCAAAGUGAUCAGAGGCAACGUGAGGAGAGACGACUUGUACCGCAAAGAGGAAAACAUCACAGUCACACCAGUGGGUGGAGCCAUCCACAGCCCACGCUACCCUAACGCUUAUCCCCGCAACCUGCUGUUGUCAUGGAAACUGCUGUCACCGCCAGGGAGCCGCAUUCACCUGGAGUUUGACGGACACUUCGGCCUGGAGGAGGCUGAGAAUGGAGUGUGCAGGUAUGACUUUGUUGAAGUGGAGGACCAAUCAGAGACAAGCACUAUAAUUUGGGGUCGCUGGUGUGGGCAGAAAGCUCCGCCCCGCCUCAACUCCAAAACCAACAUGCUCCGAGUCACCUUCAAGUCUGAUGAUUACUUUGUUGCAAAGCCGGGAUUCAAAGUCUACUACUCCCUGCUGCACGAUGCUCCUCUACCUGCAGCCAACACCAACUGGGAGGCUGUCACUAUGCUCAUGUCGCACGACAGCGGUGGAGGGCAGAUGGUGCCCGUCACGCAGGUUCCUUUCUCACUGGAGGAUCUGGACCGGACAAUAGCUGCCUUCGACACGGUGGAGCAGCUUCUCAGAUCCCUGAACCCAGACACCUGGAGACAGGACCUGGACAGCAUCUACACUCAGACACACAUACAUUAUAUGUCCCGGGCCUAUCAUCUGGCAAGCAGACAUAAUAAAGUUGAUCUGAACCGUCUAUAUGAUGAUGUCAAGCGCUUCAGCUGUACCCCCCGCAACUACUCUGUAAACCUGCGCGAGGAGCUGAGGGCCACCAACGCCGUCUUCUUCCCUCGAUGUCUGCUGGUCAAACGCUGCGGAGGCAACUGCGGCUGCGGAACCAACAACUGGAACAACGGCUGCACCUGCCAGGCGUCCAAGACGGUGCCCAAACUACACGAGGUGCUGAAAUACGCCCCAGAGGUCCCUCCGCCUCAGCGCCAUCGGCGGCCGCGGGUGCGUUGGAUCAUAGACGAGAUCUUCCUCACACACCAUGAAACGUGCGAGUGUGCGUGUCCCUCCCAGCCCCCCCGCUGAGA